UUAUUGGCAUAAGACAUCACGCGGAUCAGUGGAUAAAGAGGCAGAGCUGAAACUCACGGAGAGAAAUGUGGCCAGUAAUAAUGGUGAUGAGCUGUCUGUACACACUGUCUAUGCAUACUGCAUACUGCAUAUGCAAUAGGAGUCAGUGUGAAAAUGAGUCUUGCCAAUUGCUUAAAUGGUCAGAUUAUCAGAGCUGUCCAAGUCUAAACUUAAGCAACAAUAACAUCGUGCAAAUUGAAGUUGAUGAAAAGUCAGAUUAUUCUGCUCUCACCGAUCUGGAUAUGUCUCACAAUAAAAUUACAAAUUUUAAAGAAGGCUUUCUAUCUAAUGCAAUUGCUUUGAAAGUAAUAAACCUACGCAACAAUAAUUUAGGACAGUUACCAAAUAUGUUUCUUGCCAAUUCCUCUUCUUUGCAAGUGGUGAACCUUGAGGGAAAUGAACUAUCUGAAAUUCCUGCUAGUGUUUUACAUCCCAGUCUUCUUACCUUGACUGUAGACUGCAGCUGCGAUGUGGGCAACAGUAUAAAAAUGCACCUGAGUCAAAAUGAAAAAAACUAUUCAAGCCUUUCCAUACGCUGUCAAAUGUCUUCAAGUUGGUCCAGUCUUAAUGAUUUCUAUGCAAUUAAUUGUGGAAUGACAAGAUUAUUGGUCCUUUAUAUUGUGUUGGCAAUAGUGGCCCUAGGCUUCAUAAUUGGAGGAGUGGCUCUGUACAUGAGGAAUAGGAAGAAAAGGUUAGCUGCGUUUGAAAACAAGGCUACAGCAAACCAAUCCCCUGCUCAUGGGCAACCACGAUAUACGUCAAGGAACAUGGAUAGCAUCGCAACAGCUUCAAACCAAGGCCAGAGGCAAGACUACGAGAAUGUUUUUGUUGGUCACUUGGCAACUAAAGAAAUAAAACCUUAUGAUUAUUUGGAAGAGCAGAGAGUGCCAGGUGCUCACAGCAAACACACAGUGGAAGAAGAUAUAUAUUUGGAAAGUGAUGUUAAUGAGGGCGACCAACCAAUUUACAGCAAUACUCAAGUUUAUUAUGAUUACUCUGAUUCUAGUAAAAUCAACAAAGAAGAUGAUGAUGUCUACAUUUUACCAGAUCAGUAAUCAGAGCUACUGUAUCACCAGGAAUCUGCAGUCAUCAUUGCAUUAAUGUAUUCUUGUCUUGCUAUUCUGACCAAUUCAAACACUGGAUGUAAGCUUUUGUACUGCUUACACUUCCACCUUCUCUUUCCAGUAUCUUAUAUUGAUGUUAGUAUUUAUGGAAUGCAUAGGCCAGUUUACUCUAUGACAAUGACAUUGUUUCAAAGCAUAAUGCAAACAAUAUUUUAUAAAUAUGUUGACAAGUCUCUUCCCAGGUUUGUGUCAUGCUUCCACUAUUUCACAUCAACUCUCAUUAUGCUUCCCCAACCUAACCCUCAUCCCAACAUGAUAAUUAUCUCUUUUGCUUUUAAACGCUAAUAGUAUUUUUUCAAUAUUUUUUUUUACAAAACAUUUGUAACAUUUACGAGCUUUUGUUUUUAUCCAGUUUACAGAACCAGGCAAAUUGUGUAGACACUGGCAAGAACAAUUUUGAACUCCAUUGAAGUCUAUCAGGAAGCAUUUAAAUGCAAUUUACUACUGUUUUAGAAACUAGCAAAACAACAAAAGAUGACUGAAAUAAAUGUUGACAUGGACAUGUCCUUAGUGACCAGCAGGAUGGUCUGGACACAUCUCUCAUGUUAUGCUGUUUUUUUCUUCUAAGAUUACUCAUUUUGUUACUACUAAAUUGGGCAUCCUUACUUGAUUCUGUUAAUUAUUUAAAAUGUAUCACUUCACAAGUACAUUUAAAAUAAAGAUAAUAUUCUGUUCUGGUGCUUUAUAAGGCCAUGGCAUUUAAUAUUUUUGUCAGUUGUGUUUUUCCAAUAUGAAAAACACAAAAUUCCACUAUAGGCAUCUCACAGCCAUUGUACAAUGCAUAUUGUGUUGGGAAAAUCCAGGAGUGGGAUUUAGAAGUACACAACACAAUCAUCCUUGUAUAAAUACAUGACACAUUUUUUUUCUUUUUAAAUCAGUUGUUUGGACAUUUUGAAUACUGUUUUGGAGUUAAUGAAAUUUGUCCCAACAUUUCAUGCAAACUGAAUUUGGCAGAACAGAUAUUUUCACAGAUGCAAAGUUCUCCUUUUCUUUCACCAUUUAGCUGAUAAGGUUGAAAAAACAUUUGAUACAAUUAAGCAUGAUUUUUUUUAUUUUUUUUUACGGGAUGCCCACAGUAAAUAAAUGCUAUUUUUUAAACGAAAUAAAUAUACCUCAUAACUAUAUUUUAUCCUAACCUACAAAAAAUUCAAUACAUCAAGUGCU
Molecule: messenger RNA, 2327 nt
Organism: Pseudophryne corroboree (corroboree frog)
Lineage: Eukaryota; Metazoa; Chordata; Amphibia; Anura; Myobatrachidae
Exons: 3
Coding region: 66-1094 (342 amino acids)
Molecular function (GO): protein binding
Source: RefSeq, a predicted model, not a curated record